Molecule: messenger RNA, 2603 nt
Organism: Coregonus clupeaformis (lake whitefish)
Lineage: Eukaryota; Metazoa; Chordata; Actinopteri; Salmoniformes; Salmonidae
Product: beta-glucuronidase
Exons: 12
Coding region: 78-2030 (650 amino acids)
Biological process (GO): glucuronoside catabolic process; carbohydrate metabolic process
Molecular function (GO): beta-glucuronidase activity; carbohydrate binding
Source: RefSeq, a predicted model, not a curated record
UAUGGCUGGUCGCGUGACGGUCUCUUCCGCAAGCAUAAAGCUGUUUGUUGUUAGCAAAUGUGGGAACUCCAAAAAAAAUGGAGGGGUUUAGACGGCUAGUAAACUAUUUUUUAUCGCUAUCUGCAGUAUGGAAUGUCGGUCAUUUCAAGGACAGUGGAAUGCUCUUUCCUCGAGAGUCGUCGUCGCGAGAGAUCAAAGAGCUGAAUGGGCUAUGGAACUUCAGAGCCGACCUCUCGCGCAACAGGAACUUGGGCUUUGAACAAGCAUGGUACAAAAGUCGCCUUGCAGAGAGUGGUCCAGUGAUUGACAUGCCAGUGCCCGCCAGCUACAAUGACAUCACCCAGGACCCACGGCUGAGGGAUUUCAUUGGCUGGGUGUGGUACGAGAGAGAAGUGUUGGUACCCUCAGGAUGGGUGUCUGAUGUGGGAACAAGAGUUGUGCUGAGAGUUGGGAGUGCACACUACUACUCAGUGGUCUGGGUGAAUGGGGUCAAAGUGAUGGAGCACGAGGGCGGCCAUCUUCCCUUUGAGGCUGAGAUAGUUGAGGUCCUCCGUAACAACCCAGGUGGGGCCUGCAGGAUCACCAUAGCUGUCAACAACACCCUGACUCUCCAAACCUUGCCCCCAGGGACCAUCCAACAUAUAGACGACCCCACCAGGUAUCCUGCUGACUAUGUUGUGCAAAACACCAACUUUGACUUCUUCAACUAUGCUGGUUUGCACCGUCCUGUAGUGUUGUACACCACUCCUAAGGCAUAUGUGGAUGACAUCACAGUGGUGACAGCCUUUGCUGACAACAUUGGUCUGCUCUCCUACCAGGUGUCGGUGCUGGGCAGUCCCAACCCCACGGUGACGGUGACUCUCUCGGACAAAGAUGGCCGUUGUGUGGCCUCUUCCACUGGACCCUCUGGGGUCCUCAAAGUGACGGACGUCAACCUGUGGUGGCCGUAUCUAAUGCAUGAGAAUCCAGGUUAUCUGUAUUCUAUGGGGGUUCAUAUGACAGCAGGUGGCGAGGGUUCUGUCUAUGAGGAUGUGUAUGCUCUGCCUGUGGGCAUCCGCACUGUGCAGGUCACCAACACACAAUUCCUCAUCAACCACAAACCCUUCUAUUUCCAUGGAGUCAACAAACAUGAGGAUGCUGAUAUCCGAGGUAAAGGCCUGGACUGGCCCCUGAUCGUGAAGGAUUUCAACCUGUUGAAGUGGCUUGGGGCCAACUCGUUCAGGACCAGCCACUACCCCUACGCUGAGGAGAUAUUGCAGAUGGCAGACCGCCAUGGCAUCGUGGUCAUUGACGAGUGUCCUGGGGUGGGCAUCAAAGACAUCCGUAGUUUCGGGAACGCCUCCCUGUCGCAUCACCUGGCGGUCAUGGACGAACUGGUGAGGAGGGACAAGAACCACGCCUCCGUGGUCAUGUGGUCUGUAGCCAAUGAGCCGGCCGCUGAGAUGCCCCCUGCUGAAUACUAUUUCAAAACACUGAUAGCUCAUACCAAAUCUCUGGACCCCACUCGACCUGUCACCUUUAUCACAGACAGUAACUUUGCCAGGGACAAAGGGGCUCCCUAUGUGGAUGUGAUCUGUGUUAACAGUUAUUUCUCCUGGUACCACGACCCAGGUCACCUGGAGGUCAUCCCCUUCCAGCUCAACACCCAGUUUGAGAACUGGUACGGGAAGUACCAGAAACCUAUUAUCCAGAGUGAAUAUGGCGCCGACGUGGUUCCAGGGCUACACACAGAUCCUCCCAUGAUGUUUACUGAGGAGUACCAGAAGAUAGUCUUACAGAACUACCAUGAUGUGUUUGACCAGAAGAGGAAGGAGUAUGUCAUUGGAGAGUUAAUCUGGAACUUUGCUGACUUCAUGACAGCACAAACGGUGACCCGUGUUGUGGGCAACAAGAAGGGCAUCUUCAGUCGGCAGAGGCAGCCCAAAGCUGGCGCCUUCCUCCUGAGGGAGAGGUACUGGAGGCUGGCCAAUGAGACGGGCCUGCUGCCCAUCAGGGCUAGGUACCCCUGCUACCUGGCCACGUACCCCUGAUACACCUGGAUGGGGGGGACACAGCACCUGGGUCGUAUUCAUUAGCGCACAAUCCCUCACAUCGUAACGAAACAUUUUAGCUAUUGGACAAGUCCAGGUAGUCCUUCUGUUUGUCUGUUUUUGUUCCGUUUGGUGCCUAAUGAACACAACCCUGUAUGGGGGACAAACCCACUACUCAGACCACCUGCUCAGUGCCUUAUGACAACUACAAUACUAAGAAGACCACAUCAGAUUAUUACCAGAACCAACCUCACUGGAUCUUUUGGCUGAGUAUUUGUCUUCCCCUGUUUUUAAUUCAGGGAUCAACCAAUUUUAUGCAUGAACUUGAAUCAUGAGGCUGUUCCGUGUCCGUGUAAAUGAAUGGGAAUGUGAUGUAUGAAAGAUCAUACAUAAUAAUGUAUGAAAGAUCAUGUAUUUUUUCAACUCUUGUCUUUCAUGUGUAUUCUUCUUAGAAUGCUUGCUGGCUCAAUGUUAAGACUUCACCCCUUGCCUUUUUUCAGAUUUUGUUGUGUUACAGCCUGAAUUUAAAAUGGAUUAAAUAUAGUUUUUAUGUCACUGGCCUACACACAAUAA